Messenger RNA from Eimeria acervulina, 413 nucleotides. RefSeq lists its product as hypothetical. The record is from RefSeq and is a predicted model, not a curated record. The annotation marks the transcript as partial. The transcript is spliced from 2 exons. NCBI's taxonomy places the organism in Eukaryota, Apicomplexa, Conoidasida, Eucoccidiorida, Eimeriidae.
CAGCACCCCAAGCUGCUCCGCCAGCACCAACUGCCAACCGCCACAGACUGCAACAGCAGCAGCAGCAGCAGCAGCAACAACAACAACAGAGUGACGACGAUGCCCCUUCCCUCAGCGCGGGAGACGAAGAGGAAGACAGGCAGCAGCAACAGCAGAAGCAGCAGCAGCAGAAACAGCAGCAACGGCGACAGCAUCCUGAGGCCCAGCAGCAGCACGAAGUGCAGCAGGAGCAGCGGCAGCGGGAGGGAGAAGAAGCCGCACGCAAAAAGUUCAAGGGCAGCAGCAGCAGCAGCAACAGCAACAGCAGCAGCAGCAACAGCAAGACUGUUGUUGCAGCAAAGAGAGCUCCCGAGAAGAAAGGCAGUAAAAGCAGCAGCAGCAGCAGCAGCAGCAACAGGAAUGGGCUUGUUUGA